ACCCUCCUCUCGCGCGGCGAGGAUUUCGGAGGCGGCAGCGGCGGUGGCCUCUGGGUGAGAAUUUGCCCUGCUGGGCAUUGGGGGGCGUGGGCGAGGCUGCUCUCGCGGUCUUUGCUCGAGAUGACACUGUACAAUGAGUUGUAGCUGCUGUGAUCAAUGCCAGCCAGCGGAAGCACAGUCCUUUGCACGGCUUUGGCACUCUCUCGGGCAAGAGAGGUGGGGGAGAGCACCGAAGGGCCAGCUGCACGAACUACAUGCUGUUUCCAAACAUGAGGAACUGGACUCUCCAAACCUGAAAUUUCUACAAUCCAAAUCGUGGGGAAAAAGAAAAACCCCUUUUCAUGUUCAGCAGCUGCUUUGUCUUUGCUCAGCAAAAGCUGGUGAUAAUGCGAGGCUGCUUUUCAUUCCAUAAGGGGGUCAAUCUACUGCUGCUUCAGCCCCCUGGAGAAAAUAGCUGGGAAAACAUACUUGACUGUAUGAAUUAGGUGCUUAAGUGGAGUCAACAGAGAAUGGAAACACUCCCUUGGCAAUGUCUCUGGGAAGACUCCUCCGACGUGCCUCUUCGAAAGCAUCUGACCUCCUGACCUUAAAUGCCAGCAGCAGCAGCAGCGGUGGCGGAUCGUCUUCCAUCUUGGAUGGGGAGAUUAUCUACUCCAAGAACAAUGUCUGUGUCCACCCACCCGAGAUGCUGCAAGGCAACGUGCAGCAUCACCCAGGCUAUUUGUGCCUGUACAUGGAGAAAGAUGAGCUGCUUGGAACCACGCUUAUCUUGGCCUGGGUCCCAAAUUCCCGAAUUCAGAGACAGGACGAGGAGGCCCUCCGCUACAUUACACCAGAGAGCUCCCCGGUCCGCAAGGCCCCCCGCAAGCGUAACCGCCAUACUCAGGGUUUUGGCGCCACUAUGCAGGCUUCCCCCUCCUCCGAGCAGAAGCGAGCUGUGACCCCAAAGGAUGAAGAAGACGUUCUGACCGUGUCGCAGCUGGUGAGGGAUGUGGCUCACGCCAGCUGCCCUUCGGAAGAAGGGGAGAAGCUGCCCCAGGGUUGCUUGGCAACGGACAGCAUCCGCAGCUCGGCUCAGCCUGCCCACAGUGACUCAGGUAUCUUAUCGACAAUCAGUGCUCUGGAGGAGCACAACCGGUUGGAGGAGUCAGUGGAAGAAGGGCUGGAGAGCCACCUGGAGACUGCAGAGGACGACGAGGGCUCUUUGGAGUUGUCUGCCGAUGAUGUCAGCAGAGACAGCACAUUCGACUCGGACUCUGAUGCCUUCUCUUCUCCAUUCUGCCUCUCGCCCAUCAGUGAAGCCCUGGUGGAGAAUGUUGGCUCCAUGUUCCUAGUUAAUGAAAACAGCGAACCGUGCGAAAGCCACAUGACUCGCUCAGCCAGCUCCAACUCAAGCCUUGAUCCCAGCUCCCAGUUCCAGGAGAAUAACGUUCAAGUACAGACCUCCCGGUGGGAUGAGCAGCAGAAGGUGUUUGCCUUGGAACAGAUCUGUGGUGUCUUCAGAGUCGACCUGGGACAGAUGCGGUCUCUUCGCCUGUUUUUCAGUGACGAGGCAUGCACCAGUGGGCAGCUGGUGGUUGCUAGCAGGGAAAGUCAGUACAAGAUUUUCCACUUUCACCAUGGUGGCCUGGAUAAACUUUCCGAAGUGUUUCAGCAAUGGAAAUACUGCACAGAGACCCAUCUCAAAGACCAGCAGCUCACUGACGUGAAGACCUGCAUGCAGUUCUCCAUCCGAAGGCCCAAGCUGCCCUCCUCGGAAACCCAUCCAGAGGAGAACGCUUACAAGCGCCUGGAUGUCUCUGCGUGGCUCCAUCAUCUAAAUGAGGCUGGGCAGGUGGAAGAAGAGUACAAGCUGAGGAAGGCUAUUUUCUUUGGUGGGAUCGAUGUCUCCAUCCGUGGUGAGGUCUGGCCUUUCUUGUUGCGCUACUACAGCUAUGAAUCCACUUCAGAGGAGAGGGAGGCGCUCCGAGUGCAGAAGAGAGAGGAAUACUUUGAGAUCCAGCAGAAAAGGCUCUCCCUGACACCGGAGGAGCAGAAGGCAUUCUGGCGGAAUGUGCAGUUCACGGUCGACAAAGAUGUGGUGAGGACGGACCGCGGUAACCAGUUUUUCCGAGGAGAGAACAACCCCAACGUGGAAACAAUGAGGCGGAUCUUGCUGAACUAUGCCGUGUACAACCCUGCCAUUGGCUACUCCCAGGGGAUGUCUGACCUUGUUGCCCCACUUCUCGCGGAGGUCCUGGAUGAAUCGGAUACAUUCUGGUGCUUUGUGGGUUUGAUGCAGAACACGAUCUUCAUCAGUUCCCCUCGUGAUGAGGAUAUGGAGAAACAACUGAUGUACCUGCGAGAGCUCCUGCGGUUGAUGCAUGUGCGCUUCUACCACCACCUGGUCUCCCUUGGGGAGGAUGGCCUUCAGAUGCUCUUCUGCCACCGCUGGAUCCUCCUCUGCUUUAAGCGUGAGUUUCCCGAUGCUGAGGCUCUGCGUAUAUGGGAAGCCUGCUGGGCUCACUACCAGACAGACUAUUUCCACCUCUUCAUCUGUGUGGCUAUUGUGGUGAUCUAUGGAGACGAUGUCAUCGAACAGCAAUUGGCCACUGACCAGAUGCUUCUGCACUUUGGGAACUUGGCCAUGCACAUGAAUGGGGAGCUCAUACUCAGGAAGGCUAGAAGUUUGCUUUAUCAGUUCCGCCUGCUGCCUCGGAUCCCUUGCGGUCUGCAUGACCUGUGCAAACUCUGCGGGACAGGAAUGUGGGACAGUGGCUACAUCCCCGCUGUGGAGUGUACGGGGAACCACCCAGACUCGGAUAGCUGCCCUUAUGGAGGCAUGGUGGAGGAACCUUCUCCCAAGCCAGUGAAUGAAAGCAGGAGAGGACUGAAAACACGGGAGGUCUUCACUUUCCGGAAAUGACAGCUUUCUGGGGCUUGAGUGCCCAAAGACUGGAAGAGAAAUGGAAGCGAAAAAACUUGGCGCAGUUGAGACGCACUCUCAGCAGACAUCAACAGGAGACACCAGGAGGCGGAUGUUUCUCCUCAAUGUCCCAAAGGAGAUGGAUGAGUGGAUGGGAGAAGGAAGGAGAGUGGAAGAGUCUCCCUUGUGGUCAAAGCAGGAUCUUGAUGUGUGUCCUAUAUACCUGGAAGGGCGUCGCUCUGAGUGUCCCAACUUUUUUUGAUAUUGUUGUUGCUUUACAGUUCGGAACAUUUUGAAGGGAGUGCACAAGGCUGAGCCUGGUGAAUCAAGAGUUCCAAGGGGCAAAAGGAUUCCCCCUCCUAACACACACACACACACACACACACACACACACACACACACACACACACUGCUGCCGUAGGGGAAUGUAGAUGGCUUAAGUCAUUGAGUCCACAACCAGCAACGCAGUAGAUGGAGGGCAAUGCUACUCCAGCCCCUCCAUCCCAAACACACCCAUGCACCUGUGCACGCCCGUGUUGCUUUAACCAAAACACCAUGACUCUCUGGCUUCUGCAUAACUUGGAAUAUAGUCUGCCAAAAACGAAAACAAUAAAAUUGCAAGCUUUUGGGGUUCCCCAGGGAAAUAAUCACAGUAUGUGUGUAUGUAUCCAAAGCCUGAUCACCAUAUUUUACAAAGCGCUUUAUUUUUAUUCUUUUCAUAUAUACAUGACUUGUUUGCUGUAGGUCAAAAAUCAAAUUUUUGCAGUUACGGAAGUUGCAAUCCUCAAGUUCACUGUGAGUAUAAUAAAUUAUGCAAAAUCACACACCAUGAAAACUUUUGAUUAAUUUUGGCCUGAACCGGUCUGAUUUGAAGAUGCAGGUAGAGCCCCUGUAACGUUUUGUCACUGACACUCCAUUGGGUCUUUGCACAUGGCUACAUGAGAGCCAGUGUGGUGUAGUGGUUAAGAGCAGUAGACUCGUAAUCUGGGGAUCUGGGUUCGCUUCUCCGCUCCUCCACAUGCAGCUGCUGGGUGACCUUGGGCUAGUCACACUUCUCUGAUGUCUCUCAGCCCCACUCACCUCACAGAGUGUUUGUUGUGGGGGAGGAAGGGAAAAGAGAAUGUUAGCUGCUUUGAGACUCCUUAGGGUAGUGAUAAAGCGGGAUAUCAAAUCCAAACUCUUCUUCUACUACUCUCAUUAAGACAGAUUUGGAGGGGAGAAUAGACUGUGCCUGCUGCAGUCUCAAAGCUGAAUCACCAGGCCCCACUUCUAGAGAUGCAGCCUAUACUCUGCAGCUCUGUCACCCUCCUGUCUCUCACAUCCAUGCCCGUCCUCUUUUCCAGCAUUCACCAUGGUUGAUCUUCCUGGAAAAAACUGCCCAAAAUCAGUGCUGCAAGAGCCAGGACCACUUGGAACAGUGAGCUUGAAUGCAUGUCCUGCAGUUGUAAGGCUAGAAUGAAUUUCUCAGUACUCUGAAUCCUGCCCCCCUUGCGGCUUUGAUCCAGCUCUGAGCUGCAUAGGAAAGUGGCACGACAUACCGUAGGUCUUCCUGCUUUUCCCUGCAGCCAUUGUGAGUGUGGCAGGUUGUAGCCUUCUGGUUACAGAGUAAGGGCGACUACUUGGUUCCUGAUGUGCUUUGCUUAAUUUUUAACUGACUUACAUUUUAGAAUGAACCUAACUGC
Zootoca vivipara (common lizard) is the source of this 4587-nucleotide messenger RNA. The record is from RefSeq and is a predicted model, not a curated record. Lineage: Eukaryota; Metazoa; Chordata; Lepidosauria; Squamata; Lacertidae.